AUGCUUGGAGCACCUAUUAACAUUCAAAAGUGGAUUGAGGCGAAUGAGGACAAGUUGAAACCUCCUGUUAAUAACUACUGUCUACAAAAUGGUGGGUUUACAGUCAUGAUUGUUGGUGGUCCAAACGAAAGGACUGAUUAUCAUAUCAACCAGACUCCAGAAUGGUUUUACCAAUACAAAGGUGACAUGCUCUUGAAAGUUGUAGAUAAUGGGGAAUUUAGAGACAUUCCUAUUAAGGAGGGCGAGUCUUUCCUCCUACCACCAGAUACUCCUCACAGUCCUGUUCGUUUUGCAAAUACUGUUGGAAUUGUUCUUGAACAGGACAGACCAGAAACAAUGAUGGAUAAAAUGAGAUGGUAUUGUAAGAAUUGCUCUGAAAUCUGUCACGAGGAAGCAUUCCAUUGCCAUGAUUUAGGCACUCAAGUCAAAGCUGCAAUUGACAAAUUUGAUAAUGAUAUUAAAUUGAAAACAUGCAAUUAUUGUGGUACUGUCAAUAAAUCAAGACCAUAG
Pichia kudriavzevii is the source of this 510-nucleotide messenger RNA. RefSeq lists its product as uncharacterized. Gene Ontology annotation, biological process: 'de novo' NAD+ biosynthetic process from L-tryptophan; quinolinate metabolic process. Gene Ontology annotation, molecular function: 3-hydroxyanthranilate 3,4-dioxygenase activity; iron ion binding. The transcript has a single exon. Lineage: Eukaryota; Fungi; Ascomycota; Pichiomycetes; Pichiales; Pichiaceae. Bases 1 to 510 code for a protein of 169 amino acids. Gene Ontology annotation, cellular component: cytoplasm. The record is from RefSeq and is a predicted model, not a curated record.